Messenger RNA from Selaginella moellendorffii, 2348 nucleotides. RefSeq names its product ATP-dependent zinc metalloprotease FTSH 2, chloroplastic. The transcript has 4 exons. Gene Ontology annotation, cellular component: membrane; chloroplast thylakoid. The coding region runs from base 97 to 2199 and encodes 700 amino acids. Gene Ontology annotation, biological process: proteolysis. NCBI's taxonomy places the organism in Eukaryota, Viridiplantae, Streptophyta, Lycopodiopsida, Selaginellales, Selaginellaceae. Gene Ontology annotation, molecular function: ATP-dependent peptidase activity; ATP binding; ATP hydrolysis activity. The record is from RefSeq and is a predicted model, not a curated record.
AGGGUUCUUAGAUAGCACGCAAUGCUAUGGCGUCUUCCUAGCCACUCGUGAGGUAAUCCACUCCGGGAGGGCAACGCAUUCACGCCAGGCUUUGCUAUGGCGGCAUCGGCAGCGUCGGCGGCGGUGCUCGCGUCUCCAUUCCUCCAAGGGACUCCCCGCCAUGCCAACGAUCUCCAGGUUUGCCAUUCCCAGCAAUCCAGGAGCCAUGUCCAUAGCCCUAGCUCUAGAAUCCAGGCGCUGGCGCUGGCCACGCACAGCGGCGGCGAUCCGGCAGCUCCAAGUCCCGUGAAGAAAUUGAUUCUCAAAGGCAUUGCUGGCGCGGCAGCGAUUCUCGUCGCGGCGUCGCCGGCAUUGGCCGCUGGCGAGGAUUUGAUGCUCGAGCAGGGCCAGCAGCAAGCAACGUCGUCUCGGAUGUCCUACACGCGAUUCCUCGAGUACCUGGACAAGGAUAAGAUACGAAAGGUGGAUCUCUACGACAAUGGCAUGGUGGCGAUCGUCGAGGCAGUGGCUCCAGAGCUUGGAAACCGGGUACAAAGAGUGAGAGUCCAGCUUCCAGGGCUUCCCGAGGAGCUCAUCCGGAAGAUCAAGGCGAAGAACGUCGACUUUGCUGCUCACAUCCCGCAAGAGGAUCCUGGCAACGUGGUGCUCAAUAUUAUCAGCAACUUAGCGUUCCCGGUGCUGCUCCUCGGUGGUCUCUACUUCUUGUCGAGGAGAACUAUCGGGGGACCUGGGAAUCCAAACAAUCCUUUCAACUUUGGAAAGUCCAAGGCCAAGUUUCAGAUGGAGCCGAACACUGGGGUGACUUUCAACGACGUUGCCGGUGUCGACGAAGCCAAGCAGGACUUUAUGGAGGUGGUGGAGUUUCUCAAGAGACCAGAGAGGUUUACUGCCGUUGGUGCUAAGAUUCCGAAGGGAGUUUUGCUGGUCGGGCCGCCUGGUACUGGGAAAACGUUGCUUGCUAAAGCUAUUGCUGGAGAGGCCGGUGUUCCGUUCUUCUCGAUCUCGGGGUCGGAGUUUGUGGAGGUUUUCGUCGGGAUUGGUGCGUCCAGGGUCCGUGACUUGUUUAAGAAAGCCAAGGAAAAUGCUCCUUGCAUUGUUUUCGUUGACGAGAUUGAUGCGGUUGGCCGGCAGCGAGGCACCGGAAUCGGAGGUGGAAACGACGAAAGGGAACAAACUUUGAACCAGCUGCUCACUGAAAUGGAUGGAUUCGAGGGCAACACAGGAGUAAUAGUCGUUGCUGCUACAAACAGAGCUGACAUCCUUGAUGCCGCAUUGCUGAGGCCAGGAAGAUUUGAUCGACAGGUGUCUGUCGACGUCCCCGACGUGAAAGGAAGGACAGAAAUUCUCAGAGUUCAUGCUGGGAAUAAGAAGUUUGACGGUGAUGUGUCUUUGGACGUGAUUGCGAUGAGAACACCGGGUUUCAGCGGUGCGGAUCUUGCUAAUCUUCUGAACGAGGCAGCUAUUCUAGCAGGGCGGAGAGGCAAGACAGCAAUCUCAGCCAAGGAGAUAGAUGACUCUAUCGACAGAAUCGUCGCGGGAAUGGAAGGAACUACGAUGACCGACGGCAAAACUAAGAGCCUUGUUGCUUAUCACGAAGUUGGACAUGCUGUGUGCGGGACUCUGACGCCAGGACAUGACCCGGUACAGAAAGUUACGUUGAUACCACGAGGCCAGGCUCGGGGCCUUACAUGGUUUCUUCCGGGAGAGGACCCCACUUUGAUCUCCAAGCAGCAGAUUUUUGCGAGAAUCGUUGGUGCUCUCGGAGGCAGAGCCGCAGAAGAGAUCGUGUUUGGCAGUCCGGAAGUCACAACUGGUGCUGCGAGCGAUUUGCAACAGGUUGCUUCGAUGGCCAAACAAAUGGUCACGGUGUUUGGAAUGUCAGAAAUUGGGCCAUGGGCUCUGAUAGAUCCUGCUGUUCAAGGUGGUGACGUGAUCUUACGUAUGAUGGCCCGGAACUCCAUGUCCGAGAAGCUAGCCGAGGACAUAGAUCGGUCCAUAAAGGCCAUCUCGGACAAGGCGUACGAGAUUGCUCUCGGCCAUAUUCGUAACAAUCGCGCUGCUAUAGACAAGAUCGUGGAGGUUCUGGUUGAGAAAGAAACCAUGACAGGCGACGAAUUCAGAGCCAUCCUAUCCGAGUUCACAGAGAUCCCCGCCGAGAACAAGGCCGCUUUGUCUACACCGACUCCGGUUGGAGUAUGAAGCACGCACAACACCACCAUUGUCCAAGUAAGUCGUGCACUUUUAAACGCGUAUAUAAUAUUCUUUGGUGUGGGAGACAUGUACAGAGAUGUGGGAUUUCUUUCCUUCCCACUUGGAAGCCAUAUAUCUUUAAAGUUAUUUCUCUCGGA